This is a messenger RNA of Lutzomyia longipalpis, 4887 nucleotides long. It is a transcript of the gene stj, whose product is annotated as voltage-dependent calcium channel subunit alpha-2/delta-3. Gene Ontology annotation, cellular component: voltage-gated calcium channel complex. Gene Ontology annotation, molecular function: voltage-gated calcium channel activity. The coding region runs from base 309 to 4055 and encodes 1248 amino acids. Lineage: Eukaryota; Metazoa; Arthropoda; Insecta; Diptera; Psychodidae. The record is from RefSeq and is a predicted model, not a curated record. The transcript is spliced from 16 exons.
GCGUGGAAAACUCGAAUGUGGGUGGAAAACCCUUGGGGGUGGGUGGUCAGGAAGUGUCAGUGCGAGUUUUCCAGAAGUGUCACAGUGAAGAAAAUUUUUCACCUCAAAUUCUUGUGCGGAAAACCCAAAAAAGUGACUCAUUUCCAAUUCCUCAUUGGUGUUUUUUUCACAUUGAGAGUUUUCCCCAUACGGUGGGCAUUGAAUUGUGCGGAGAAAAUUGCUGGGAAAAUGGUGAUAAAAGUGAAAAAAGUGGCGAUGAAGUAAAAGUGUGUCGAUAAGGGAGUGCUGGGGCAAUCAUUUUUCACACAAUGAAGGUGCUGUGUACACUUCUAUGCUGCCUUAUCCUCAUCCCGAGCACGGCAAUCCCAUCGAGGGAGCCACGAGCUGAUGAGAACAUCAAAUAUGGGCUGGUUCACGCAUGGGCCGAAAAGCUGGGUAUUGAACUCUGGCACGUUGGGGACUUCAUAACAAGGAGGAAGUUAGUUCAAGAUAGCUUCAAACAAGCACAGGUUGUGCCUAGGUCUGGGCAAAAAAUUGCCGAUGAAAUGGCAAAGGAGAUUCUCUAUUUAAUGGAAUCAAGGAUCAGUGCUGUGAAGCGCAUCAUGGAUGCAGCUGAAAACAUGGCGUUGUCGUUUGAGCACAGUGAAGCCAAUUUCGACUUCCAGUAUUACAAUGCAAAGGAAAUGAUUGAACCAGGUGAAGCCCCACCAACGGCUGAUCCGAGAGAAUUAGACGACGAUGGUGAACCAAAGAAAUUGAUCCCACCUAAAGAGAUCGUCUUAACGCCUGAUCCUCAUUUCUUCAAUGAACGCGUCAAUACAAAUCACAGCUCAGUUCAUGUACCAACAAAUGUUUUCGACAGAUCUCUUGAGGUGAUCUCCGCUAUUGAAUGGUCAGAGAAGUUGAACAGUAUCUUCAGAGACAACUACAACAAUGACCCCAGUCUGUCAUGGCAGUUUUUUGGGAGUUCGACUGGCUUUAUGAGGCAGUUUCCAGGAUCAAAAUGGCAGGAAGAUCCUGUUGAUCUGUACGACUGUCGACUUAGAUCGUGGUACAUUGAAGCAGCCAAUAGUCCCAAGGAUAUUGUAAUAUUAGUGGAUAUAUCUGGGUCCAUGACGGGACAACGGAAUGACAUAGCAAAGCAUGUUGUCAACAACAUCCUCGACACUCUCGGUACGAAUGAUUUUGUCAACAUCUUCAAGUUUGCUCUGAGCGUCGAGGAGAUCGUUCCAUGUUUCCGUGAUAUGCUGGUACAGGCAAAUAUGGAGAAUAUUCGACAACUGAAAAUGGCAAUGGAGGACUUUCAAACCGAGGAGAUUGCCAAUGUUACUGCAGCUCUGAUCAGUGCUUUUGAACUACUGGAAGCAUAUAGGAAUGACCGAAUUGGAGCUCGAUGCAAUCAAGCUAUUAUGCUCAUAUCAGACGGUGUUCCGUACAAGUAUCAGGAUAUCUUUGAGUACUACAACUGGCCAUACAUGCCAGUAAGGAUGUUCACUUACCUCAUUGGGCGGGAAGUGGCAGAUGUGAAGGAGAUCAAGUGGAUGGCUUGUGAAAAUCGCGGUUACUACGUGCAUUUGAGUACAAUGGCGGAAGUUAGGGAGCAAGUCCUUAAUUACAUUCCCGUUAUGGCGAGACCACUUGUUCUCAACAAAACCCAUCAUCCAAUCAUCUGGACUCAAGUCUACGCAGACGAAGUGGAUCCCAAAAUGACGGAUUGGCAGUGGGAGGUGAAGGAACGAGAGGAGCAGAAGGAACGCUUUAUGAGUCAACGGAAAAACUAUUCGGCUUUUCAUUUGCCAGAUGAACAGGAUCGUCGCUAUCGCUUCAAGUUGCAACAGAACAUGGACCAAUCUUACGAAUCUGAAAAGUAUCACUUCAUGACGACGGUUUCGAUGCCUGUGUUCGAUAGACGCGAAAAUGCCAAUAUUACGGAAGACAUUCUAGUUAACGAGGCAUAUUGGGUCACGAUAACACGUGAGACGAAAAUUGCCAAUCUACUGGGAGUUGCUGGUACGGAUGUUCCAAUAAAGGAUAUCAAGCGCUUAAUGAUGCCCUUCAUGCUCGGUGUCAACGGAUAUGCCUUCAUUGUUACAAACAAUGGCUACGUUCUGAUUCAUCCCGAUCUAAGGCCAAUCUUCCAGGACAUCCUCAAGCCAGCCUACAACAUGGUGGAUAUGAUUGAAGUUGAAUUAAUGGACGAUGAUAGGGAUCCGAGGGAUUUCAAUGAAAAUUUAAUAGAAAUGAGAGACUCUAUUAUAAAUCAAUCAAAUGGUUCAAAAUGGAUGCUGGUGAAGUACCAUUUGGAUGGAAUGAAAAGAGUUUCUCGUAUUAAGCGUCAGUACUUCUGGACGCCAUUGAAAGAAUCCCCCUUCACUCUCGUGGUUACCUACCCUGAGAGCUAUGGGGUGAAUCGGAUCCAACCAAGGACGGAAGAUGAGAUUCAUCGUCUCCUGGCGCAGGAGCACAAUCUCACAAAUUUCUUCAAUGGAAAUCAUUGGAGUAUUCAUCCGGAUUGGAUCUACUGCAAAAGCAAGCAUCGCUUCUACAGUAGUCCGGAGAAUGAGCUCAAGGAUGUUCUCAAGAACAUGAGCAAGCCCGGGUGGCGUUGGCCUCUCAAUAGAACCCCACCACCCCCUGAGCAUGCGGCUAAUUUCAACUACUCUAACAGUUCAGGACGUUCAGCGUCAAAAACUGAAAAGGAUCACUACUACUGUGACCGAAAUCUGAUGCAGUCUCUUGUCUAUGAUGCAAAGGUAACGAGUUGGUGGAAUGCAACGCACACCCUCAAGGAUGAUAAGGGGAAUGAAUUCAAGCAGCGUUUUGGUAUAACCGUUGCCUUCAUGGCCACACAUAGCGGUUUAACCCGAUGGCAGGAGUUUUAUAGCAACUCCGUUGAAGAAAUUCGAUCAGAUCAAAGUUUCAGUGAGAACAAUAAGCGUGCUGUUGAUGAGAUUUGGUAUAAACGCGCAGUUGAGCAGCAUUUCAUUGAACCAACUAGUUUCACGUACUCUGUACCAUUUGAUGCGGCUGAUAUAAUUCACAACACAAAUGACACAUUGGUUACAGCUAGUCACGCUAUUUUCCACUCUGAUGGUGGAAAGUCAGCCCCGGCGGCUGUUGUUGGCUUCCAAUUUCAACAUUCAGCGCUUUUGACACUCUUCCGCAACAUUACGGCCAACUGCGGAGAUGCUAGUUGCUCAAAAACAUGCGCAUCCGACGGGAUUAAUUGCUACAUUUUAGACAACAAUGGCUAUGUGAUUGUCAGCCCUGAAAUUGGGGAUACGGGGAAAUUCUUCGGUGAAGUUAAAGGUGCCAUUAUGCAACGGUUGGUUGAUGAAAAUAUCUACAAACAAGUCAUGAUCUACGACUAUCAAGCUGUUUGCUUUGCCGUGAGGGAAUCAGCCAAUAUGGCUGGGAUUCUUCAAACGCCACUGAAGUUCAUACUGAAAUUCCUCCAAAGCUUCGGACGAUUCAUAAUGUUCAUUUUUGUGGAACUUUUCGUCUUACCUGUGGAUGCAUACAAUGCUUAUUCUUAUGCAAGCGAUGAUCUCUUCUACCCGGACAACUACGAUGGUCUACCACUGCCAACAGAGCCCUACGGAGGCCCUCUGCCCAAAGCGAAAGAACCAGAAUUUGAUCGGCGUGUUCUCAUCAACAAGACUCGCCCACAGCCGUGCGAUCAGAUCAUCACACUGUAUCAGCUGAAUAUGGAUAAGGAGAAGACGGUGUUCAAGAAACCCGCCAGUGGAUGUGAGCGUCCCUUUGUGGUCACACCCAUUUCCUACAGCAACCUCAUCCUUCUCGUUGUUGACACCCUCUGCCCCAUAAGUGAUCCCGAAAUCAAGCUGACAAUCCUCCCAAUGGAUUUCCACUACAACGCUUCCCUGGCUUGCCACAAGAUUCGCUUCAAUGACCUCCCGCGGAAGAGGCCAACGAGCUGCAUCAACACCCACGACAAGGAGAGUACGAUUGAGUUGUGUGGAAGAUCACCACGUAUUGGUGUAUCUAUUAGUCUUUUGUUCUUCGUUCUUGCAAAGAUCCUUUCGGGACACUAACGUGAAAACCAAUAGGUUCCGGCAAGGGAGAUAGAAGUUUGAAAAUGGCGUUCAAAACGUUAAUGAAGCCCAUCUGAAUCAAAAUUGGUUGAUCUUUGAAACAAAAUGGCGGUCGAGAACAUUACUAGGCAGUGCUGCCAACACUUCGAGAACAGUGUGAAGUUGGCUUCAUUCCACGAUGAAUUAUUUGAAAACGACGCCAAGGUUCAGCCAUUUUGUAUUUUUUCGUUUAAAAAACCAAAAAUAUUUGCCUUUUUGAUCAUCUCAUUGCUCACACAGAAAAAAUUUUCAGGUUUUUCUGAUUAAUAUUGCAAAAUGAAAACAUGACCGAUUUGAUUAGCGCGAGUACGAUGUCGAAAAAUGUCCAAUACACAGAGCGCCUUUGAAUCAAUUAGAUCUAAUUUAAUAUUUUAUAGUUAAAUAAACCAUUUUAGCAACACGUAAAUCAGCAUUUUUUGUUGUUGUAAAAACUGUGAUAAAUAUUUUUCAUGUUGGAGUUCCCAAAAAAAAGAAAGUCCCGAUGGUUGCAGGACCAUUACAAAAUGAUAAAAAAAUUUCUAUAUAUAAAAUUUUAGAGAGCUUUCCUAAGUAAAAGAAAAAAAAACUUUGUCAUAAUGAGGAAAUAAAUUUUACUUUAGAAUAAAUUACAAAUUGUAAAAACUACAAUUCAAUGUAACCGCAUGGUAAAAAAAAAGAUUAUAAAAAAUAAGUCUCUUAACAAAUUGUAAAAUAACAUUUUGCUUUUUUUCCGAAAACCUUUUCAAGGUGAUGAACCAGAGAAAAGGACGCGAUCACAUAAAAGAAAAAUAAAUUUACGUGAUGUUACGGAAAA